AUGGAUCCUACAGCACCAGCACAACUCAACGAGGCCGACUACAUUGCCUUUGAGGACUCCGAAUCCGACGUCGAGAUUGACCUCUCCACAGCGCCACCAAAGAAGCCUGUUCCCAAGGUCCCCAAGCACUUCCGCAAGAGCAACGCCAAAGUCUACGACAACAUUUCUGUGUACGCGCCACCCGACUCGAACCUGAUCUUUCGCUGCUCCCAAAAACGUGCCAGUUGGUACCUCUCCCGCAACCUGGCCCGUUCUCUUUCCCCGAAUUCGAUCCAUCUGAAUUUCGCACCAGCAGGACAGGGGCAUGUAAACGACCCAUACUAUCUCGAGGAGCGCGAGAACAAGUGCGUGAUCUGUGGUCAGGAGACGGCUGAGGUUGGCGCGACGAUGCUGCAUGUUGUUCCUGAGCAGUACCGGAAGUGGUUUCCGAUCAAGCUGAAGAGUCACUCGAGCCAUGAUAUCGUGGUCGCUUGUCCCGAGUGUAAUGCGCAGUGGGAUCGUGAGGCAGCUGUUGUCAGGAAAACGAUUGUCGGGUUAUACAAAAUUCCGCUGGAGGGUGUUGGCUGGAUCAAGGACCACGAGGCAGGGUUGGCAAAGAGUGCUGCUGGGGCUGUCAUUUCGGAUUGGAAUCGACUUUGGCAGGAGUACAGGGACCAGCAACAAACAUCAACUACAGGUAGUGAACCAGAGCGUGUCAAACCUGCUGUGCCAAGGGAAGAACAGUCAGCAAAGGACGCUUCGACAGAGUUGGGAUCCAAGAAGAAGAAAACCAAGGUCAAGAAAGUGAAUGUGAUCCCACGUGAGAGGAUGAAGGUACUGGAGACGAGUGUUGUCGACUGGUGGAACAACUACUUCAAGGCGCGCAAAGAUGUCGGCACCAGCGAGUUUCCACAGCAGAAACGCGAACUCGACAGCGAACCCGACUUAGGAUCACCAGGACAGGAGGGGGAUGAACCCAGGAAGAAGUUGAAGCCAGAAAAUGAUGCAACUGGCACCAUGGAUGCGACGCUUGCUAAUCCUAUUGGAUCAACUGGCGAGCUGGAGACUGCCAGAAAAGAGACUGUUGUGACACUGCGGCCAAAGUUACCAUCCGAUGAGGUUGACAUUCCAUCGCCACCACCUUGGCACACUACCGAGGUGACAAGCGAGAUGUUGAAGGAGGCAUUGGAUGCGCAGGCGACGUACAAGGCGCCAGACUAUAAGGAACAUGGUCAGCUGGUGAUGGCGCUGGUGAUGGCUUCUUCGGAAGAGUACCAUGAAGAUGCGAAUGAGAGCGAGGACACGCUGCAGUCGUGGCGAGAAGCGAGGCCAUUGAAGGAUGCGCCUGAGGGGUGGCGGGAUGUGCACCAGUUCAUUCGGUCGUGGCGGAGCGAGUUCUUGAAGCGGGCAAAGCCGAAGCACCUUAGUCCAGAGUGGCGGAUUGAGAAUCCCACCAAAUAA
Messenger RNA from Linnemannia hyalina, 1440 nucleotides. The record is from the annotation of a GenBank genome assembly. NCBI's taxonomy places the organism in Eukaryota, Fungi, Mortierellomycota, Mortierellomycetes, Mortierellales, Mortierellaceae.